This is a messenger RNA of Wallemia ichthyophaga EXF-994, 1590 nucleotides long. Its product is annotated as DASH complex subunit ask1. The transcript has 4 exons. Bases 1 to 1590 code for a protein of 529 amino acids. Gene Ontology annotation, cellular component: mitotic spindle; DASH complex; mitotic spindle pole body. Gene Ontology annotation, biological process: attachment of spindle microtubules to kinetochore. The record is from RefSeq and is a predicted model, not a curated record. Lineage: Eukaryota; Fungi; Basidiomycota; Wallemiomycetes; Wallemiales; Wallemiaceae.
AUGGAAUCUGAACAGCUUGCUAUGUUUUGUCCUGAUCCCGUAAACAACCCAGAUUUCAGGAUACCCAGAAUCAAAGGGAUUGAUCACGAUAAUCUACCUCCAUCUGAACAAAUUGAGCAAAUGGACCAAAGAAUAACACUUACGUUACAAAACAUAGACGCUGAUCUAUCAAACGUCUACAAUGUAAUUCUCAGCCGCAUUCUGCCUGAAAUCAAAAAUUACGGAUUAGCAACUGAUAACUCGAGAAAUAUAUCCAAGUACUGGAAGUCCUUCUUCGAGCACGCAGCACAGGUCAGAGUAUCACAGACUGGAGAGCAAUCAUUCGGAGACACUUAUUACAGCGAUGAUCUUACAGCCACAAAUAUCAACCACGGUGCUGAGCGCGAUGACGACAGGUCUAUAAAUGAGACUUUCAAUCAAGACUCUUUCCUCGGCCAAUUAGCUAACAACGGUGUAUCUUCAACACCGUUGCCUAAAGUUGAUGGAUCAGAAGCUAAUAUACAAGAUAGAUCGACAACAAUACCUAAUUCGCUUGAAUCACCAUUUGAAAGACUUAGAAGACAGAUACGCGAGAACGAUGACGAUGAUAUCAACUUUGAGACCAGUAAUUCUACAUCCAUCCUGCCUUCCUUUUCUUUACCUUCCGCAUCUGAAGCUGAAGCUGUUGGAACUGGAACUGGUGAAAUCAAGCCUGAUGACUCACAACUUGCUGAUGAUACCAUUAAUUAUAAUGACACAAACAACUACCAUGAAAAUCAACAAACUUCAUCUAUGAGCUUCAGUUUCAAGCACUCCACGCAUGAAGUGCCGAUCAAUAAGGAGAAUCAGGAUAACGAUGGCUUAGAGAAGACUCCUAAGAAGGGGAAGGUUAUCAGCAAUCCUUUUGGUGGUCCAAACUGGAAUGGUAUCACCGAUUUGAGAAACACACCACUGCGCAUAGACAACAAAGAGGGAAAAUUUAACUUUUCAAGUCACAAUUACAGACAGAGUGAUGAAGAUGGCCUUGAUUCCGAUGAAGAUGAAGAUGAUGUUUUACCCCCUGGAAUGUCACCUCCACAGACGAUGAACUUUACUAUGCCAAAGUCUAAAUUACAGAAAACACCAGCUAAAGAAGCAGCAGCUAGUAUUGUGGAUGACAUACUCAGAGAAACUGGUCAGUCUAAUAAGAAACCCCUCAAAAUUAAGGCAAUUAAUGCUGGAGAUGAUGACAAUGAGGAUGACCAGGAUACACUCAUGCAUCAAGGAUCGUUUAUGACUAGAAAUUACAGUAAGGGCAAUGACUUUAAUCCUGAUGUCUCUUCAUCUUCUACGACUAGCUCAUUAGACGAUACUAGUAUACAGCCACAACCACUUGCGCUCACCGCUGCUGCUGUGAUGGCAAAUGUACAAGACGACUCAGACUCAGACGAUGACAGUAUAAAUAACAGUAUGAGUAAUCAAAAUACAGAUGCUUCUGAUACCUUGUUUGGACCUCGAUCUAAUAAGAAUCAGGAAUCAAAAUUGCAAUUACAUGGCGAUGUCACAUCCACUUGGUUCGGUACGAAUAUCAAUAAUGCUGGUCAUGAUCCUCAAAGCCCACUUGGUAAAUAA